AUGUGUCCUGGACCUGUCCGGCCCCUCAGUGGCUUCCCUCCACACGGAGUCCCAGCAAAGUUCCUGACGCAGGAUCAGAUUAAUGAGUUUAAGGAGUGUUUCUCUCUGUACGACCGCCAGCGGAAGGGGAAGAUCGAAGCCCGGGAGCUGAUCACGGUGAUGCGAUGCCUCGGAUCAAACCCCACCCCCUCCGAGGUCCAACGACACCUGCUGAGCCACAACAUAGAUCGCGGUGGAGAGCUGGACUUCUCCGCCUUCCUGAGCAUCAUGCACCGGCAGCUCCAGCAGGAGGCACCAGAGGAGGAGAUCCUGGAGGCUCUGAGGAUGGCCGACAAGGAGCAGAAAGGCUUCAUCCUCUCCUCUGAGCUACGAGCCAAACUCACAGGGCUGGGAGAGAAACUGACUGACAAAGAGGUGGACGAGCUGCUGAAGGAGGCGGGUGUUGGGCCGGACGGUCGAGUUGACUGUGAGCAUUUUGCUAAAGCAGUGACUCGCUCCUCUGCAAAACACUGA
This is a messenger RNA of Toxotes jaculatrix (banded archerfish), 513 nucleotides long. RefSeq names its product calmodulin-like 4b (gene calml4b). Bases 1 to 513 code for a protein of 170 amino acids. Gene Ontology annotation, molecular function: calcium ion binding. The record is from RefSeq and is a predicted model, not a curated record. NCBI's taxonomy places the organism in Eukaryota, Metazoa, Chordata, Actinopteri, Toxotidae. Gene Ontology annotation, cellular component: myosin II complex. The transcript has 5 exons.